GAGCGUGAGUUUGAGGACUGUCUGCUCUAUUUAACGUUUGAGAUAUCAAAAAACGAACGCACAUACACACACUCAUCAACCAGAGAACCAAAAUGCUCAGUCAAGCUCCCCAUGCAUCAUCAACAAGCUCUCCCACUUAUCUCAUCCACCACCCUCUCCUCCGCCUUAACACUUCAUCUCCUCGCUCUGCUUCUUUCAAUGUUUCUCGAGUGAAUGGAGUCAUGAACAUGGGGCAGAGGUGGGCAAUGAACCGGCGAGUGGUAGUUUCAGCCUCUGAGGACAGGAGCUCGAGCUCCAAGUUGGAUCGGAAAAGAAAAGUUGUGGAGCACAUUUGUCUGCUCAAAGCAAAGGAGAAUUUAUCUGAUGAGGAAGAGAAGGAUAUGCUGGAUUAUCUCUAUACAACUCAAUAUCAAAUGGGCGGAAUUGUUGCAAUAUCAUUAGGACGUAUCUCAGAAGAAAAUCUUGAAAAUUACACGCAUGCUGUCUAUAUCCGUUUCCAAAGGAAAGAAGACCUUGCAAAAUUCUAUGAGAACCCUUUCUACUUGGAAGUUCUCAAAGAGCAUGUUAUGCCUUACUGUCAUGGAUUAUUCAAUAUAGACUUUGAAGCUGGAGUAGAAGAUGAUAUCCUUCCUAUCUUUCGAAAAGGAGAGGAAUUCAACUAUGGUCUGGAGUUCGUACUUUUGAUUUCAUUUGUUAAUAAUGCAAUUGGUGGACCUGUUGAACAUGCACUGGCUUCUUUUGCGAGGCUGACAAUUGGGUUUCCAUCCUUAAUUGUCCAAUCUACUCAAGGUCUCAAUUUAAAUCUCAGCAAUAAGGAAUAUACACAUGGAAUAGUGAUACGAUUUCGGUCAUUCGAGGCCUUUGAGUUAUUUAUGGGAAGUUCAGAAUACCAAGAUAUGUGGAGGUCUAAGUUCCAUCCAAUCACCCAGAAAACACUUUCUAUUCAUUUUUCUGUAGAUCCAGUGGGCACUGAGAUCAUGUAGCGAGGUCCUUCGUGGUUUUGAAAACGCAUUCUUCCUUAUUUUGUUCAACACUCUAAGAGUAGGUGUACAGUUGCUGAAUUCCUCUAUUGAUAAAGCUGAUAAAGUUGUUCGAAGUGAUGAGGUGGUUUGUGUUGGGUUUGUUCAAAGCUGUUGCACAUCAUCUGAAGUUGCUGUCUUUAUCUUAACAGAGGGGAAGGGGAGAAGAGUGGCGGUUUACGAAGCUACGCAGAUGCUGCUUUCUUGAUUCUUUUGCUUGCCCUUUCCUAUGUAUUGCUGUAGAUAUAUUUCACCAACUGCAUUUUCUCUCUUGCACAUGUAUGUGCAUUUUCUUGAAGUGUAGUUGCCCAUCUCAUGUUGCAUUUCUCUUCGACAAGAAGUGACAUACUUUUGAAGAGUUGUUUCUCAUAUGUUAACGCAAAACACGCUCGGUAUGUAUGCUUGGACAAAGACAUGAGUUUUUUGUUACAAUGUUAUUCAUGUAUAUAGUUGGUAUCAGGCCCAACUACUGGGUACUUGAUCUGUCCUACAAGACCCUGGUAGGGAAGCAAUAUGUUGGAUGAUACUUUGAACCUAAUCAGUUCCAUCCUUAGAAAAUGAUGGAAAUGUCCAUACAUGAAGACAUCUCCUGUUUACUUGUAAUAAUUUUUAUACUAAUUUUCAGCUUCUCAUGA
Corylus avellana is the source of this 1654-nucleotide messenger RNA. RefSeq names its product Stress responsive alpha-beta barrel domain protein. The record is from RefSeq and is a predicted model, not a curated record. NCBI's taxonomy places the organism in Eukaryota, Viridiplantae, Streptophyta, Magnoliopsida, Fagales, Betulaceae.